AACAAUGCGCAUGCCAACGUGUAACUUCCUUUUAUAUUUUGUUCCAAGAUGUGUACCAACAACAUGUUGGCAUUUGCCCUUUUCUCGGUUAUUUCAGUCGUAUCAGGGCUAUAUUUUCAUAUCGGUGAAACUGAAAAGAAAUGUUUCAUUGAAGAAAUUCCGGACGAAACAAUGGUUGUCGGCCAUUACAAAGUAGAAAUGUUUGACAGAAAUGUCAAUGACUAUGUCCCUACCGUCUAUGGUCUUGGUAUGCACGUGGAGGUCUCAGAUCCAGAAGAUAAACUUAUUAUGUCUCGGGACUACCUGCCCUCAGCCCCGGGGGUGGGGAUGUUGGUAGAGGUUAAAGACCCAGAGGGAGAAAUUGUCUUGUCCCGGACUUAUGCAGCAGAUGGACGCUUCACCUUUACUUCACAUAAUGCAGGGGAACAUAUAAUCUGUCUCCACUCUAACUCUACAGCCUGGUUCUCCAGCGGACAGUUGAGGGUCCAUUUGGAUAUCCAGGUAGGCGAGCAUGCUGUGGACUACUCACAGAUCCAGGCCAAAGACAAGUUAUCCGAACUGCAGCUGAGGAUCCGACAGCUUCUGGAUCAGGUGGAGCAGAUCACUAAAGAACAAAAUUAUCAAAGAUAUCGAGAAGAGCGUUUCCGACAGACUUCUGAAAGCACAAACCAGAGGGUGUUAUGGUGGUCAAUAGCCCAGACAAUCAUUCUGCUCAUCACAGGAUUUUGGCAAAUGAGGCAUCUCAAGAGCUUUUUCGAGGCCAAGAAACUUGUAUAAUGGUUCUAGUCUAAAGUUUGGGUAUAGUAUAAAAGAAGAAAAUCCUUGAAAGCAGCGAUAUUCAGGAGGAAACUUUAUGAAGAUGUUCAGGAAGGAAUAAGAAGAGUUUAACUAUCAGCGACCUGUUAGAUAAAAUUUUUAAAAGAAUAUAUAAGUGAAAAAUUAAUUUUCUCUUCAUUUCUGAUUGGUUUCAAAUGAAAAUAUUAAGAAAAUAAACUAGCUACAGGUAGUGGAAUAUAGAAUCAGUCAGAAUGUGCAAAAGGGAUAGAUGUAUUUUUAUGCAAUGGAAGAAAUGAACAGAGAAUUUAUUUCAAUUCAUUAUCUUUUUUCGAGGUGAAAGUUUUCCUUUUGUUUUGCGACUAUAUUUAUUAUGAUACAUGUAUUAAGGUGAAAGAGGGUGAACAGGUGUGUGCAUAAUUCAUAUUGAAAGAAAAAAGGGUAUGUAAAUCUUGAGAGCGAGUUUUUAUUCCCAUUUGUGUGUUAUUUGUGUGAAGUGGUUUAAUGAACAGCUGCCUGAUGCAGAAUUGCAUGUGCUUAAAUUCAGUUUGGAGAGAUUUUUGCACAUAUUAGGAUGAUCAUGGGACUGUUCAAGGGAUAGUAAAGUUCGUUUUGUUUAAAAUAUUCUAAAGAAUUAAAAUGAGUUCAAUUAACUCAAACAUAUAUUUCCAAAUUUAAAAUAAUUAUCUUCAAAUUACAUCCCCAGAAUUUUUGCUUCCUUGACAAAAAUUCAAUCUGCUACAUGUCUAUAAGUUAGCUGGCUCCUAAUGUAAAUUUAGACAGACAUGCAUUCAUUUCAAACAUUUUAAAUAUCAUUUAUUUAUCUUUUUUAUGAUAUUAGUAAGGAAUAAGAUGAUUGGGGUUGAGAAAAAAAUUCACCAAAAUGAGCUUUACUACCUCUUUCAUUGUUUUAGAUAAUAUAUGUAUGAUCAUGGUUUUAUGAUAUUUCACAUUUGAGGUAAAGUAAGAAACCCCCCAAAAAAGAGAGAGAGAGAGAGAGAGAGAGAGAGAGAGAGAGAGAGAGAAGCAGAAAGUAAUCAUAGCAGCUGUGUUUGACUGAUAGUGUUGUUAAAAUUGUUACUUUUAAGGCACAGACAUUGUUGUAUUAAUUUUUUUUCUAUACAUUAAGAACACACGUCUUUAAAUUUCUUCACGUUUAGAAUUUGUAUUUAAAUAAACAUACAGCUCAUCGUCAUUCCACUGCAUUGAUGAAUGUUCCAAGAUUUGAGAUAUUUUCAAGAACAUAUGCUUUAAGUCUGUCUAUUUUCACUCUUUUAAAGAUUGAGUGUGAAUGUGUGAUUUGUAAUAAAUCUUCAAAAGAAUG
Molecule: messenger RNA, 2098 nt
Organism: Ostrea edulis (European flat oyster)
Lineage: Eukaryota; Metazoa; Mollusca; Bivalvia; Ostreida; Ostreidae
Product: transmembrane emp24 domain-containing protein 4-like
Exons: 6
Coding region: 49-777 (242 amino acids)
Biological process (GO): Golgi organization; endoplasmic reticulum to Golgi vesicle-mediated transport; intracellular protein transport
Cellular component (GO): endoplasmic reticulum; COPII-coated ER to Golgi transport vesicle; endoplasmic reticulum-Golgi intermediate compartment
Source: RefSeq, a predicted model, not a curated record